Molecule: messenger RNA, 393 nt
Organism: Medioppia subpectinata
Lineage: Eukaryota; Metazoa; Arthropoda; Arachnida; Sarcoptiformes; Oppiidae
Source: the annotation of a GenBank genome assembly
AUGCAAUCAACCCAAAGGCCGAUCAGAUUGGCAUCUCGACGCUACCCCCUCACCUCCUCGCCCACCUUAUUGUAUUUAAUAAGCAAAGUAAAGUACAACUUACUUGAACGAGAACUACAAUGCGCGCGGCAACAAUCGUUCUACUCGUGGCCUUUUUUGACCAUCAGCACCUAUAUGGUGCAUGCUGAUCCUAUUCCCGAACCCGAGCCAAACCCGAAACCCGAGCCAAACCCGAAACCCGAUGCAAACCCGGAACCCGAGGCAGACCCGGAACCCGAGGCAGACCCGGAACCCGAGGCAGACCCGGAACCUGAGGCAGACCCGGAACCUAAGGCAGACCCAAAAGCCGAGGCAAACGCGGAACCCGACCUAAAAGACAGAUGGACAGGAUAA